AUGGACGUGAUAAAGACGCAGCAAAUAUCAUCUAGACCAAUCGAGAAGGUCGUGGUUCAUCCGCUCGUGCUUCUUAGCAUCGUCGAUAACUACAACAGAGUCGCCAAGGACACGCGCAAGCGCGUCGUCGGCGUUUUGCUCGGCUCCUCUUUCAAAGGCACCGUCGACGUUACCAACAGCUAUGCCGUGCCGUUUGAAGAAGAUGACAAGGAUCCCAGCAUCUGGUUUCUUGAUCACAAUUACCAUGAAUCAAUGUUUUCCAUGUUUAAAAGAAUAAAUGCAAAGGAGCACGUUGUGGGGUGGUAUAGCACUGGUCCAAAGCUGCGUGAAAAUGACCUUGAUAUUCAUGGCUUAUUUAAUGACUAUGUUCCAAAUCCUGUCUUGGUUAUUAUUGAUGUUGAACCCAAGGAAUUGGGAAUCCCAACAAAAGCAUAUUAUGCCGUUGAAGAGGUCAAAGAGAAUGCCACCCAAAAAAGUCAAAAGGUUUUUGUUCAUGUGCCAUCAGAGAUUGCAGCUCAUGAAGUUGAAGAAAUAGGAGUGGAACAUUUGCUUAGAGAUGUGAAGGAUACAACCAUUAGCACCCUUGCAACAGAGGUUAGUGCAAAACUUACAGCCUUGAAGGGUUUGGAUGCAAGACUUAAAGAGAUAAGGAGUUACCUUGACCUUUUUAUUGAUGGAAAGCUUCCAUUAAACCAUGAGAUCCUGUACCAUCUACAGGACGUGUUUAACCUGCUACCCAAUCUUAAUGUUGCUGAUCUUAUCAAGGCGUUUGCAGUGAAAACAAAUGAUAUGAUGCUGGUAAUAUACCUGUCAUCUCUCAUUAGAUGUGUAAUUGCACUCCACAACUUGAUUAACAACAAGAUGCUCAACAAAGAGCAUGAACGGGCAGAAGACUCGAAAUCAGUUACAGUGCCGAGUGUAGCUGCAUAA
This is a messenger RNA of Sphenostylis stenocarpa, 930 nucleotides long. The record is from the annotation of a GenBank genome assembly. NCBI's taxonomy places the organism in Eukaryota, Viridiplantae, Streptophyta, Magnoliopsida, Fabales, Fabaceae.